GUUAGUAAAAGGCUUACCAAUGCUAUUGUAUGACAUGCAUAACUGGGCUGAUACCUGAGUAAACAAUGUGAUUCUGCAGCGGGAGGAUUAAAGACUAAAUAGGAUUAUCAGUACAAUAUACCUUGACAUUUCUACACAUUUCCAUAACUGAGAAACAUUAAUGGGAAAAUCUGCAAUGUCAAAAACUGUAGUUACAGAAAAGAUAUUUGUGUUGUCAAGGCAGACUUGGUAAGCUGUUCAGUUCUACAUGCAGCAACCAUUGAGGCCUGUAUGAUCUAUACAACAGUACUUGGAGAAAAAUCAUUAAAAGUAACACACUGUUCUUAGUAUGAGUACAUACAUUUCCAAAAACCUAAUUUGUGCAGUCACCAUGACCUUACAUGCUCAGUGUGGCUCCAAGUAGUUGGAAGAAGAAAACCAUGAUCAGUCUAUUAAUAUGCUGAGAUGCCUUAGAGCAGAGUGGUCCUAUUUUGGAGUAAACAGUUUCAGUUCUGCCUUUUGCCAGCAGCUACAUUUCCAAACGUUGUGUAUGGAAUUGCUUCCAAUGGACUUUAAUGCUUUGAACAAGGCAGCCAGUAAAUGACAUCAGUGCAGUGGAGAGACUGUAAAUGAUCCCAGUGAUGCAGCCUGGGGGAGCCAUUGCUGCUACUAGAGUCUUCAUUUUAAAUUUUCUCAAUGUGCUGUAUGAAGUAACACUGCUGUAAAACUUUAUCACAACCAGUUAGACAGAAAAUAGGCCACGUGUGUGAUUCCCAAAUUCUGCACUAGAUUAUGGAUUUAUGAUGUCAUCAGUGUUUACCUGGCAUAAUGCAGGAUGGCAAACAAUACAUAGAAGAAAUCUCCUGAGACGGUACCCUUUAAAAAUCUAUCUCUAUGAUAUACUUUUUUGUGCCCAUAUUGUUGUUGUGAGUUAUUAAAUGGGGUGCAGGUGGCAGAGAGAAUGAAAGAACUGAUUAGUUUCUGUCCAACAUGAUAUUUCCUCACAUGCUCUGCAGUAAGUCUCUGUGGAGUAAACUGAGGCAUGGUGUUGAAUAUCCCAUUUCUAAUAAUAUUGACUCCAUCUGCUUAUUGAGUGAAUGUGUUGGAUCAAUCAGCAUCAACCCAGUGGCCUUCACAUGACAUUGCACACAAAGUCAAAAGUAAUAAUAAUUUUAUAUAAAAACAUAUGCAUUUUCAAGCAAUAGUUGCGAAACAUGUAUACAAUUGUACUACUCAUAAUCAGAAAAGUAGUAAUACUAAUUAUUUUCAUGUCCAUGGAUUUUCUCUAGGGUCCUUAUCUUUACCUUCUGUCUUAUGAGCUCCAUCGCCAACAUCUGUAGUGUGAUACACCCUCCAACAUAAACACAUCCCUCAUUGGCACCCUGUGUCCAUAGCUUUAUCUUUAUACUGCUUGGCAUUAGUUAUAAUCCCAAUAAAGAUCUCAGCAUCUUCUUUUUCAUUUGCAGCUCAAUUUCCUGUUUUUAGAUUAACCCGAAAUAUUAUACACAAUACCGCGCAGCCAUUGUUAAGCAGUGACAGCAGAACGGUAUCAUACAGUCGAUGUCAUCGGAGGAUGUGGCACUUUUGUCUCCUCAUUUCUGGGAGCUUUCUGAGUGGUCGUUCCUUUGGUGACUGUCCUCCAGGAGCUGCGCCUCGCCCCUCGGUGUCUCAGCAGCAGCAGCAGCAGCAGCAGCAGCAGAGAGAUGCUGCUGCCGAGAUCACAUCAACAGGGCGGUGCAGACGGAGAGGGAACUACGUGUUGCUGCGCAGCAACAGAUACAGAACAACGAGAGAGAGGGAGAAGGAGAGAGAGAGGGAUGGAAAAGUGAGAGGGAGAGAGAGGGAGGAAUUCCCUCGCACGAACAAAAGCGACACGUCUUCCGGGGCGUGUAUUGUAUCUCUUUACGCCUGGUGCUUGCGGCUGAAUGAGGUCUAAACGCCACUGGAUGCAGGGUGUGAGGACCACCGUGAUGCUCCACCAAGCUCUGAGAACGACAUCCGAAGAAGCAGGGACGAACAUUUCUUCCUAUUUUGGAGACACGAUCACGUUUGACAUCGUGCAGACUAGACGGUGUUUCAGUCUCCUCCUCUGUUAAAGAUGUGAGGAUCAAGCCGACACACAGACGCGCCUGUCUGGGCUCCAGAGGACACUUGUCUCUAAUGUGUCUACAUUUUAAAAACUGAACUUUCUUCCUCGCCUCGAAAUUGCAAUAUGCCAUCACCAAAGUUGGAUCUCAGAGUUUUCCUGUAGGAGGACUCAGUGAAAAGGUUUAAAAAAUGACAGGUCAGAUUCAAGUAGAAUCGUGCAGCGGGGUUCACAUGGAUGACAACGCUGCCAUCCGCAUCAAUGUGGGCGGCUUCAAGAAGCGUCUCCAGUCCGACACUCUCUCCCGAUUCCCGGAGACCAGACUGGCGCGUCUGCUCCACUGUCAGUCCAAAGAGUCCAUACUGGAGCUGUGCGACGACUACGACGACGCAGAGAAAGAGUUUUACUUCGACAGAAACCCAGCUCUUUUUCCUUAUGUGCUGAACUUCUACAACACGGGGCGGCUGCACGUCAUGGCCGAGCUGUGCAUCUUCUCCUUCAGCCAAGAAAUCGAGUAUUGGGGCAUCAACGAGUUCUUCAUCGACUCCUGCUGUAGCGGUGCGUACCACUGUAGGAAAAUGGACCAGGACCGUGAGGACUGGGAUGAUCGGAGCGAUGAAGGCAGCACCACCUCAUCUUUUGACGAGCUGUUGGAGUUUUACAACGACGCCACCAAGUUUGACAAACAGUUUUUCGGGAGCGCACGGAGGCGCAUCUGGUUAAUGCUGGACAACCCCGGUUAUUCCAUACCCAGUCGCAUUAUCAGCAUUCUCUCCAUCCUGGUGGUGCUUGGCUCCAUUGCCACCAUGUGCAUGAACAGCAUGAGCGAGUUCACUCUGACGGACAGCCAGGGGCAGCCCACGGAGGAUCCACGCUUCGAAACUGUGGAGCACUUUGGCAUCGGCUGGUUCACCCUGGAGCUCGUGGCACGCUUCAUAGUGGCCCCGGAUCUUCUGCAUUUCUUCGACCACCCACUGAACGUUAUAGACUUGGUAUCGAUACUUCCGUUUUAUCUGACACUGCUUAUAAACCUGGUGGUGGAGAGCAGCCCAGCCCUGGCAAACCUGGGACGAGUUGCGCAAGUGCUGAGGCUGAUGAGGAUUUUCCGCAUCCUAAAACUGGCCCGUCACUCCACAGGGCUGCGGUCCCUGGGGGCCACACUCAGAAACAGCUACAAAGAGGUUGGUCUGCUGCUCCUCUAUCUGGCCGUCGGAGUUUCCUUUUUCUCCGUGAUGGCUUACACGGUGGAGAAAGAGGACACUGAGGAUCUCUCCACCAUUCCUGCCUGUUGGUGGUGGGCCACCGUCAGCAUGACAACGGUUGGCUACGGGGAUGUGGUGCCUCUGUCCAUUCCGGGGAAACUGACCGCCUCGGCCUGCAUCCUGGCUGGAAUCUUAGUAGUUGUGCUUCCAAUUACGCUCAUUUUCAACAAGUUCUCUCUUUUCUACAAGAGACAGAGACAGCUGGAGAUAGCGAUGAGAAGCUGCAACUUCGACGAAGGCAUCAAAGAGGUGCCCUCCGUCAACCUGAGGAACUAUUACGCACACAAAGUCAAAUCCCUAAUGGCCAGUUUAUCCAACAUGAGCCGGAGUUCUCCCAGUGAGCAGAGUUUGAAUGAGUCCAUACACUGACGCAGUUUUAUCCGGGGAUCUAAUCUCUGUGGCUCGGUGGUUUCACCGUUUGUUUAUUUCGUAGCGGUUGCAUGAGGAGCUGUCCCCGGUGCUGAAUUACAGACCGUACGCAAGUAACAAAAUGAUUCUCUCGUAGCCUACUGUUAAGCCCCGACAAAAGACGCCAUGCGGUGGUCUUCUGGUUUCCAAACUUUUACACAUUAGUAACCCUCAAAGAUUGCAAGUCCAAGUAGCGAUGACAUUCUUAUUGGAAUAGUCUCAGACCUUCGUUUUAAAAUAUCUAAUAAGCAAAUGCUGCAAUGUACUGUAGAUAGCAAAACUGAAAGUCAGAAUAAGACAACUUCGGGCCAGGUGACUGAAGGUUAAAUAUAUAGUUAUUAUAUAAGCAAAUUCUAUUACAAUUAACCCCCCCCCCCCCAAAAAAAAGUAGCCUAGUUGACUUUCUUUUAAUAAAAAUAUUUUCUGGACAUCAUUUCUUGAAACUAAAAAAAUGUAACCAAAUGUGGGUACAUAGAAACAUUAAAUCAACUGACAGAUUAUACUGAUAAGAAGUUCUGUAAUGUAAACAGAGGGUGAUAAUACUGUGCGAUUAGGAUUGACUCCAGUAAUGUGAAUUAUUUUCAACCAGGUUUCUUCACAGUCACCGCUGACACACGUAUGACUAAAAUUAUACUUACUUAUAUCAACAUGGAUUUAAGUUAAUUAAAAAAACAAGUUAAUUCAUACAUAAGUGGUGGACCUUUAGUCUUUUUAGGGGAAGGGGAUUCCUUCAACAGCUUAGUCGUCGGCGUCCCAUGUUGCCUCAUUGUUUAAAGGUUGGGUUUGUAAACAUAUGGUUACCGGUUUGAAUCCAGGCGCCAGCAGGACUUUGGUAUCUUGAGCAAAAACCAAGAAGACGCCCACUUUUUUUGAGCAUUAUAAAGGUCAUCCAAGAGAUAAUCACUCCAUGCCCAUUUCUUAUAAUCACUGGAGUGUUCACAGAUAAGCUAAAUGUUUUGAGACAUAACCUUAUGGGGUUAGUGCUACAAAUGAUGUCUGAUUGUUUGCCUAUCUGUAGCUCAGUGCAAUACUGUGUUGAUCUAUAUGUCAGUAACAAAGAGAAAACAACUAAAUGUAAAAGCGAGCCUGAAUUUAUUGUGUCACUGUGCAACUUCAUAGUCCCUCCACAGACAGGCCAAACAGAAAUUGGCAGCGUCAGAUCAAAAGAAGACAGAGAAUGCUGUUGGCGUUUCAAAUCCUAGAAGGUGUCACACUGUUGUCCAGCUAUACUCAAUGUACUGAAUCUGUCUGAAAGUAACUCCAGGUGUAUCCUGUUCUAUUGUGUCAACAUGUACAGUGAAUUGUGGUGUUGCUGCAAGAUGACAUUAGACAUGUGUAUAAAAGGUAUUAAACAAGAAACUACACAGAAAACAUGUACCUCUUUGUCUCUUACUGUGCAGAUCAGAGCAAGGCUGUCACAGUCAACUCACAGUGUGAGCUUUUGUGAUUAGGAUUA
Messenger RNA from Cynoglossus semilaevis (tongue sole), 5191 nucleotides. RefSeq names its product potassium voltage-gated channel modifier subfamily S member 2 (gene kcns2). Gene Ontology annotation, molecular function: voltage-gated potassium channel activity; protein binding. Gene Ontology annotation, cellular component: voltage-gated potassium channel complex; membrane. NCBI's taxonomy places the organism in Eukaryota, Metazoa, Chordata, Actinopteri, Pleuronectiformes, Cynoglossidae. The coding region runs from base 2257 to 3696 and encodes 479 amino acids. The record is from RefSeq and is a predicted model, not a curated record. The transcript is spliced from 2 exons. Gene Ontology annotation, biological process: potassium ion transmembrane transport; protein homooligomerization; action potential.